CAAAACCAUCGAAGAGAAGCGAAAACAUGGAUGACGAAGUCGCUGCGCUCGUUGUUGACAACGGAUCCGGAAUGGUGAAGGCCGGCUUUGCCGGAGACGACGCUCCCAGAGCUGUCUUCCCUUCCAUCGUUGGACGCCCCCGCCAUCAGGGAGUCAUGGUUGGAAUGGGUCAGAAGGACAGCUACAUCGGAGACGAGGCCCAGUCCAAGAGAGGUAUCCUCACCCUGAAGUACCCCAUCGAGCACGGUAUCGUCACCAACUGGGACGAUAUGGAGAAGAUCUGGCACCACACCUUCUACAACGAGCUCCGUGUUGCCCCCGAGGAGCAUCCCGUCCUCCUCACCGAGGCCCCCCUCAAUCCCAAGGCCAACCGUGAGAAGAUGACCCAGAUCAUGUUCGAGACCUUCAACACCCGGCCAUGGAUACGCUCUUCCCACGCCAUCCUCCGUCUCGACCUUGCCGGGCGCGAUCUCACCGACUACAUGAUGAAGAUCCUCACCGAGCGCGGCUACUCCUUCACCACCACCGCCGAGCGUGAGAUUGUGCGUGAUAUCAAGGAGAAGCUCUGCUACGUCGCCCUCGACUUCGAGCAGGAGAUGCAGACCGCUGCCCAGUCCUCCUCCAUCGAGAAGUCCUACGAGCUUCCCGACGGUCAGGUCAUCACCAUCGGCAACGAGCGCUUCCGCUGCCCCGAGGUUCUCUUCCAGCCCUCCUUCAUCGGACUCGAGUCGGCUGGCAUCCACGAGACCACCUACAACUCCAUCAUGAAGUGCGAUGUCGAUAUCCGUAAGGACCUCUACGGAAACAUCGUUCUCUCUGGCGGAACCACCAUGUUCUCUGGAAUCGCCGACCGCAUGCAGAAGGAGAUCACCGCCCUGGCUCCCUCCACCAUGAAGAUCAAGAUCAUCGCUCCCCCCGAGCGCAAGUACUCUGUCUGGAUCGGUGGAUCUAUCCUCGCCUCGCUGUCUACCUUCCAGCAGAUGUGGAUCUCCAAGCAGGAGUACGAUGAGUCGGGCCCUUCCAUUGUCCACCGCAAAUGUUUCUAAAUUGUAUUUAUACGGGAUUAUUCGGUACUGAUGCAGGAAGGACGGACAGUGAGCGACUUGGACUCGAGCUCCCAUGCGGUGAGCUUCAGUCGAAGAUCUGCUCUGCCGUUUUUUGGCAGAACUCUUAUCACUAGCAAGUUUUGAAUCAAUGACCACUAAGCUGAGCGAUACAAACCAAAUGUAAUAAAACACUCUUUGGUUUUGAAAAA
Messenger RNA from Guillardia theta CCMP2712, 1255 nucleotides. RefSeq lists its product as hypothetical. The record is from RefSeq and is a predicted model, not a curated record. The coding region runs from base 27 to 1046 and encodes 339 amino acids. The transcript has 3 exons. Lineage: Eukaryota; Cryptophyceae; Pyrenomonadales; Geminigeraceae.